This is a messenger RNA of Tupaia belangeri chinensis (Chinese tree shrew), 5238 nucleotides long. It is a transcript of the gene GNPTAB, whose product is annotated as N-acetylglucosamine-1-phosphate transferase subunits alpha and beta. Bases 75 to 3845 code for a protein of 1256 amino acids. The transcript has 21 exons. Gene Ontology annotation, cellular component: Golgi apparatus. Gene Ontology annotation, biological process: carbohydrate phosphorylation; N-glycan processing to lysosome. The record is from RefSeq and is a predicted model, not a curated record. NCBI's taxonomy places the organism in Eukaryota, Metazoa, Chordata, Mammalia, Scandentia, Tupaiidae. Gene Ontology annotation, molecular function: calcium ion binding; UDP-N-acetylglucosamine-lysosomal-enzyme N-acetylglucosaminephosphotransferase activity.
CCGGGCCCCCUGAGUGGCGGCUCGCUGAGGCGGCGGCGGCUCUGGCUCCUCAGGGCGUGGUGGCCUCCGAGGUGAUGCUGUUCAAGCUCUUACAGAGACAGACCUAUACCUGCCUGUCCCACAGGUAUGGGCUCUACGUCUGUUUCGUGGGCGUCGUUGUCACCAUCGUCUCUGCCUUCCAGUUCGGAGAGGUGGUACUGGAGUGGAGUCGAGAUCAAUAUCAUGUUUUGUUUGAUUCCUAUAGAGACAACAUUGCUGGAAAAUCCUUUCAGAACCGGCUCUGUUUGCCCAUGCCGAUCGAUGUGGUCUACACCUGGGUGAAUGGUACAGAUCUUGAGCUGCUGAAGGAACUACAGCAGGUCAGAGAACAGAUGGAGGAGGAGCAGAAAGCAAUGAGAGAAAUCCUUGGAAAGAAUGCAACGGAACCAACAAAGAAAAGCGAGAAGCAGUUAGAAUGUUUGCUGACCCACUGCAUUAAGGUGCCAAUGCUUGUGUUGGACCCCGCCCUGCCGGCAAACAUCACCCUGAAGGACCUGCCAUCUCUUUAUCCUUCUUUUCAUCCUGCCAGUGACAUAUUCAAUGUUGCGAAACCAAAAAACCCUUCUACUAAUGUCUCAGUUGUUGUUUUCGACAGUACUAAGGAUGUUGAAGAUGCUCACACUGGAGUAUUUAAAGGAAAUAGCAAACAGACAAUUUGGAGGGGCUACUUGACAACAGAUAAGGAAGUCCCUGGUUUGGUGUUAAUGCAGGAUUUGGCUUUCCUGAGUGGAUUUCCCCCAACGUUCAAGGAGACAAGUCAACUAAAAACAAAAUUGCCAGAGAAUCUUUCUUCUAAAAUUAAGCUGUUGCAGUUGUAUUCAGAGGCCAGUGUGGCGCUUCUCAAGUUGAAUAACCCCAGGGAUUUCCAAGAACUUAAUAAGCAAACUAAGAAGAACAUGACCAUUGAGGGAAAAGAACUGACCAUAAGUCCUGCAUACUUGCUGUGGGAUCUGAGCGCCAUCAGCCAGUCUAAACAAGAUGAAGACAUUUCAGCCAGCCGAUUCGAAGAUAAUGAAGAGCUGAGAUACUCACUGCGCUCCAUCGAGAGGCAUGCCCCAUGGGUUCGGAAUAUUUUCAUUGUCACCAACGGGCAGAUACCCUCCUGGCUAAACCUUGACAAUCCCCGAGUGACGAUCGUUACACACCAGGAUGUUUUUCGAAAUCUGAGCCACCUGCCUACCUUUAGUUCACCUGCUAUUGAAAGUCACAUUCAUCGCAUUGAAGGGCUGUCCCAGAAGUUUAUCUACCUGAAUGACGAUGUCAUGUUUGGGAAGGAUGUCUGGCCAGAUGAUUUUUACAGUCAUUCCAAAGGUCAAAAGGUUUACUUGACGUGGCCCGUGCCUAACUGUGCUGAGGGCUGCCCAGGUUCCUGGAUUAAAGACGGCUAUUGUGACAAAGCGUGCAAUAAUUCAGCCUGCGACUGGGAUGGCGGUGAUUGCUCUGGUAACAGUGGAGGGAGUCGCUAUGUUGCAGGAGGUGGUGGUACCGGGAAUAUCGGACUUGGACAGCCCUGGCAGUUUGGUGGAGGAAUAAACAGUGUUUCUUACUGUAAUCAAGGAUGUGCCAACUCCUGGCUCGCUGAUAAGUUCUGUGACCAAGCCUGCAAUGUCUUGUCUUGUGGGUUUGAUGCUGGUGACUGUGGACAAGAUCAUUUUCAUGAGCUGUAUAAAGUAACUCUUCUCCCAAAUCAGACUCACUAUGUUAUUCCAAAAGGUGAAUGCCUGCCUUAUUUCAGUUUUGCGGAAAUAGCCAAAAGAGGAGUUGAAGGUGCCUAUAGUGAUAAUCCAAUAAUUAGACAUGCGUCCAUUGCCAAUAAGUGGAAAACCAUUCAUCUCAUCAUGCACAGUGGAAUGAAUGCAACCACAAUACAUUUUAAUCUCACGUUUCAAAGUAUGAGUGAUGAAGAGUUCAAAAUCCAAAUAACAGUAGAGGUGGACACAAGGGAGGUACCAAAACUGAAUUCUACGACCCAGAAGUCUUAUGAAAAUUUGGUUAGCCCCAUAACACUUCUUCCAGAGGCAGAAAUCCUUUUUGAGGAUAUUCCUGAAGAAAAACGCUUCCCAAAGGUCAGGAGACAUAAUGCUAACUCAACAGGGCGAUUCCAAGAGGAGGUAAAAAUUCCCCUCGUGAAUAUUUCACUCCUUCCAAAAGAGGCCCAAUUGACUCUCAGUAAAUUGGAUUUGCAGCUGGAACAGGGAGACAUCACUUUGAAAGGAUACAAUUUGUCUAAGUCAGCUUUGCUGAGAUCAUUCCUGAUGAAUUUACAAGAUGCUAAAGUGAAAAUAAAUCAAGCUGUAGUAACAGGUAAAAUAAAUGGCAUUUUGGAAGCCCCACAAGAAAAAAAAGUUGACAAAAACAUCUUGCAAAAGAGCACAGAAGUAUAUGAAAAUCUACAGAGGUCGACUUUUCCUGUAGUGACAAUGAAAGUAAACAGUCACUAUCAGGGUCCAAAUCCAUCCCUGAAUUUGGAGACCAAAACAACGUUUAGAUCAGAAACUCAGACCCAGCAAGUAGUAGGCAAGGAUGUCUCAGAAGAAAAGCUCUCAUCUCUGAUUGUUCCACUGGAAAACCUUGUGGCAAAAGAAAAGAAAAUCACAGAGAAAGAAGAGAGAAACAGACUGGAGGAAAAUGCUAAAAAUCUCACAGGUGUUAAUAGCAUAUUACCUGGAAGAAAGCUGCAGCAUUACACAGAAAGUUACGUGGGUUUUUUGCCAUGGGAGAAAAAAAAAUAUUUCCAAGAUCUUCUUGAUGAAGAAGAGUCACUGAAGACACAAUUGGCAUACUUUACUGAUAGCAAACAUACUGGAAGGCAACUAAAGGAUACAUUUGCAGAUUCCCUUCGAUAUGUAAAUAAAAUUCUAAAUAGCAAGUUUGGAUUCACAUCUCGAAAAGUCCCUGCACACAUGCCUCACAUGAUUGACCGGAUCGUUAUGCAAGAACUGCAAGAUAUGUUUCCUGAAGAAUUUGACAAGACAUCAUUUCACAAAGUACGCCAUUCUGAGGAUAUGCAGUUUGCCUUCUCUUAUUUUUAUUAUCUUAUGAGUGCAGUUCAGCCACUGAAUAUAUCUCAAGUCUUUGAUGAAGUUGAUACAGACCAAUCUGGAGUUUUGUCUGACCGAGAAAUCCGAACACUGGCUACCAGAAUUCAUGACCUACCUUUAAGUUUGCAGGAUUUGACAGGUCUGGAACACAUGUUAAUAAAUUGCUCAAAAAUGCUUCCUGCUAAUAUCACUCAGCUAAACAAUAUUCCACCAACUCAGGAAGCAUACUAUGAUCCCAACCUGCCACCAGUUACUAAAAGUCUAGUAACCAACUGUAAACCAGUAACAGACAAAAUCCACAAAGCAUAUAAGGACAAAAACAAAUACAGAUUUGAAAUCAUGGGAGAAGAAGAAAUUGCUUUUAAAAUGAUUCGUACCAAUGUUUCUCAUGUGGUUGGCCAGUUGGAUGACAUAAGAAAAAACCCCAGGAAAUUUGUUUGCCUGAAUGACAACAUUGACCACAAUCAUAAAGAUGCCCAGACAGUGAAGGCCGUUCUCAGGGAUUUCUAUGAAUCCAUGUUCCCUAUACCUUCCCAAUUUGAACUGCCAAGAGAGUAUCGAAACCGUUUUCUUCAUAUGCACGAGCUGCAAGAAUGGAGGGCAUAUCGAGACAAAUUGAAGUUUUGGACCCAUUGUGUACUAGCAACAUUGAUUAUGUUUACUGUAUUCUCGUUUUUUGCUGAACAGUUAAUCGCACUUAAGCGGAAGAUAUUUCCCAGAAGGCGGAUACACAAAGAAGCUAGUCCUGAUCGAAUCAGGGUAUAGAAGAUCUUUAUUUGAAAAUCAUCUACCUCAGCCUUUACUGAGCAUUUUAAACCUCAGCUUCACAGAGGUGUCUUUGCAAUAUGAUGCGUAACCAACUCGGCCUAAAGAAGGAAAAGCAUCCAGUACCAUGUGUACUGUUUUGUGGUGUGAAAAUAGUCCAUUGACCAAGAAUUAUUUAAACCAACACACUGAGAAAUCAUGUGUUGAACAGCCUGAACUGGUUUUACUUUUAAAAUAUUGCUUACGGACCCGUCAUCCUCUUUAUAAAAAGGCUCAUUGAUGAGACACAGACAGAGCUGCUCAUUUCCCACAGCAAUCACUGCAGACUAACUUUUAUAUGAGAAGCUUAGGCCAGCUUGAGAGCAACUGUUAAGAGGUCCCAGUCUUUGCAUUCCAAAGCCUUUUGCUAUAGAUUUAUGGUGUUUCUCCCCUCUUUUUUUCCAGUUCCUGUUUUCAAAAUAAGUAGUUAUGAAGUUAACUAGCUUUUUGCUUCUGAAAAUAACAAAUGGGGAUGUCUAGACAUGUUUUUAUUGGCAUUAUUAAAAUAAUGCAGCGAUAUCACUUCCUAUUGACAAUAACUAAAUUAUAGAUUUUAUUAAUGUUUAAAACUCUUUAAAGUGGUCUUAGGCCACAAAUAACUACUGAGGAGCUCACUGACUGACAUGUGAACUUUGCACUUGUUUCUUCAGUCCCUAAGACUACUGGGAUGUUGUGUACAGGCCUAAUUGUAAAGGGCUAAAGUUAAGUAGCAGUGCUACUUACCAGAUGUAAUUAUGUUUUGAAAUGUACAUAUUCAAAACAGAAGUGCCUCAUUUUAGAAAUGAGUAGUGCUGAUGGCGCUGGCACAUUACAGUGGUGUCUUGUUUAAUACUCAUCAGCAUAUUCAUAGCUAUCUCUCACCAUUGGUUUUGUAUUGUACAGUGGUCAGCAAACUGUUUCUGUAAAAGGCCAGAUAGUAAGUAAUAGCAAGCUGCAUGGGUCUCUGUCACAUAUUCUUCCUGUAGUUUUGUUUAGUGAGUUACUUUUUGUUUUGUUUUUAAUAGCCCUUUAAAAUGUAAAAACCGUAUUUAGCUUGCAGCUGUGCAAAAGCAGGCCAUCAGCUGGAUUUAACAUAUAGGCCAUCAUUUGCUGACCAUUGAGAAUUAGUAUUUUUACAUUUGGGUAAACCCUGAUGUUCAGCCAUAUUUUGUUUAUGUCAUUAUACAAUAGACUUGUGGAGACCCGAUUCCAUGGUUCCUUUUUGAACUGUAACAGGUAUUUUAGAUCAUGAUCUCAACAGUAUUCUUUAAAAAUGGCACACAUUUUGUAAAAAGAACUUGAAAUGUAAAUACUGUAUUUGUGCUGUGAGAGUUAAGUAUUUCAAAAUCUGAAGUCUCAUAAAAUGUUAAAUUUU